Sesamum indicum (sesame) is the source of this 874-nucleotide messenger RNA. RefSeq lists its product as uncharacterized. The record is from RefSeq and is a predicted model, not a curated record. Lineage: Eukaryota; Viridiplantae; Streptophyta; Magnoliopsida; Lamiales; Pedaliaceae.
AAUCGAGACUCUCUCUCUCUCUCUCUCUGUCGCGCUCUCUCCCUCUAACUCCUCUGUCUCUCUGUGGCGGUGGGCGAGUGGAUAUUUGGUGGACGUUCGUUGAUAGGAGCUACAGCAGACCCCGAAAAACGAUACCACGCACUUUCACGCGCCACCACGAUGGCGUAUCAGUCCCUAUCCAUCUCUCUAUCAGCUUGUACCCCGACAACGGCGGGUUUAGCCGCCUCGCCUCCUUUAACCUCAUCCACAUUUAGGGCCUCCUCUUCAAACACCUGUUCUCUGCUGCCGCCUUUGAAUUGUUUCUAUAGAACCCAUACCGCGAGCGUGACGCGUGGCCGGCGGAGGUCAUGGAUUGUGGGUAUGGCUCCGGAAGAAGAGAAGAUGACUCGCCGUUCUCCUCUUGAUUUUCCAAUCGAGUGGGAAAGGCCGAAGCCUGGAAGGAGACCUGACAUUUUCCCUCAGUUCAGCCCAAUGAAAACUCCAUUACCCCCACCGCUGCCAGCUGAUCCUCCAGAAGAAGAUGAAGAAGAGGAAGAAGAGAAGAAAGAAGAAGAAGAGGAAAAUCCUGAGGAGGAGGAUCCAGACAAGCCAGAGCAGUAGCAUUGAUCAUUUUGCAUUUGAAGAGAGGCUCUAACAUGAGAUAUUAGAUGGCUUUACGUGGUGCAACUGGUAGAAAUCACGCCGUCUUUGUUUUGAGUCUCACAAUGGAUAUGAGAUAUAUAGUUGAAUGUUAUGCAGGAUCCGGAUCCUAUUGUAGACAACUUACUUUUGUUCAAUUUCAGUGAGCAAUGAGGUUUAGUACUCCGAUUUUUGCUAGAUUCUUUUGAUUAUGUGAUUCUGAAAUUUUGCUGUGGGUUAUUUUUCCAAUUUCUUA